AUGGAUCAUCGCUCCAUCUCUUCGCCUCUGAGCGACGGGCUCUCAACCGCACCAUCGACACCAACUGACAUGAGUCCCAGACCGCUCAACGGACACAACAAACCUUUUGACGACAACGAACCAGAAAGCGAGCUUAGCGAGCCCGAUAGCAACGUUCAUUCACCAUCAGGGGUGGGUCUGAAUGAUCAAGCCGGCUCUAUUGUCGUUCAUGCCAGUACUAACGGUGACCUAAAGUCUUCUCCUCCUCGCGUUACUUCUGAAAACGACGACGAGGCUAUGACAGAUGCCCAAAAUGAAGCCGCAGUUUCUCACUACCCUAAGCGCAAGCGAAACUCGGUCUUUACCGACCUCAGUGAGAGCAAGAUGGAAAUCUCCAAUGACGGUACAAAAAGUCCUCCCCUCAUACCAGGUCUCAAGAGCAAACCAUCGCGACAGAGUCUGGGAACCGUCCGGGGUGUCUUGUUGGGUCACUGGAGAGACUCGCCGAUCCCUGAUCCCGAAGGUCGCCAUGCACCUUAUACCGUCGCCAACGAGCCAAUCAGCAACGAGUAUCCCAUGCCUCCGGGGCCUGGUGGCAGCUGGGUUACUUUCGAACGCGUCGUCUUUUCCAAGCACUUGGUUGGCCUUGAUCAUUUUCAAGUCAAAGAGUAUGUGAGGCUGCGAACUGACAUUCAGGAAGAGAAGGAGGAGGAACGCAAGACUGCGGAGAGAGCAGCAGUCAAGGAGGCCGUCCGCAGAGUCAAGGAGAACCCUGCCUUUGAUAAUCCAGCUACUCAGCCCGCCAUAGCCCACGGUCCCGAAUUGCCCGAGUCGGCCUUUAGCCCCGGCCGCCCGGAUGCCAAGAGAAGACGCGUGAGCGGUGGCUUUGCCGCCAUCAACCCCGGCGGUAGCAAUAGCCCACCGGAGCGUUCGCCUUUGCUGCCAUCCCAACCUGCUCUGCAGCCUCGUCCACCCCAUGUUCCGAAGCUGCACGGACCGCUUCCAGGCACUCGGCCCACGCGCAUCUUGCUGGGUUAUUGGAAGGGCUCCAGCGAGGAAGACCCCAGAGAUCGCCACGCGGUGUACGGCAUCCUAGGACAGAAUGACAUGUUCAGAGUAAAAGUAGUCCGCGAAACACGUGAUGGCCGAUUUGUCGAUGGCAAUUUUCCCUCAGGUGCUGGCGCCCUCUGGAUUCAAUAUGAGGAAGUGGAGUUUGAGCCGCACCUGAAGCCGCUUCAGAGAUCGGAGAUUAAAGAGUAUUGUCGAGUCCGCCAGUAUCAGCUCGAUCAAGGCGAAGUACCCGAAGACCGCAUCGGCAACGAGAUUAGGGCCGUACACGAAGCUCAGGCUCGUGCGGGCUCCGGCUACAGACACAUUCACCAGCCCAUUGCUCCGUACCACCCUAUCGCUGCUGACGACUCGGAGUUGGCAAAUGGCCGGUCAGACGUUGGUGGAGCUCAGCAUGAACUCCGGCAGUCGCGCCGCGGGGAAUCCAGGGCUGCUCCUCGACAGUCUUUCAACGAAAACGACCUGCGUCAACCACGGGCUUAUGCCGAACAGGAGCCUCAGCGUCCAGACUCGCGAGCCACGAACCGCGGAAUGAACUCGGACGGGAUGGAGCGAACCAACGCCCUUGCUCGCAGGGAGAUUGCGCGAGUCGAAGCUGCCCAGGGCCGCGCCGACCGCCAUGCCAUGCACCGAGAACGAGCCGCCGCUCUCGUCGCUGACGCUGCGGCUGCGGCUGCUGCCGCUGUUGUUGCCACGGUUCCGUCCCAGGCCGCCGCCACCACCAACGGCAGAGCUCCUCGCUUCCAUGAGUCGGAAGAUAUGCAGCGCCUGAAUAAGGUCUGGGCCCGCCAGGAGACUCUGCGCCUCAAGGCUGGCGCCGAAGACGCCAAGGUCUAUGACGGCGUCAAGUAUGAGCGCAAGACGAAUGGGCCGUUUAUGGGCAAACUCGUGUCGCAAGGAACCAUCAUCAACAUUGAUGGGGAAGAUUAUGUUGAAUAUCGCGUUCUUACAAAGCCAUCCUUCUUUUAA
Molecule: messenger RNA, 2016 nt
Organism: Trichoderma aggressivum f. europaeum
Lineage: Eukaryota; Fungi; Ascomycota; Sordariomycetes; Hypocreales; Hypocreaceae
Exons: 2
Coding region: 1-2016 (671 amino acids)
Source: RefSeq, a predicted model, not a curated record